AGCAACUCCUCAAGCACAUUCGAACGAUUUAUUCUGUUCUCCCACAACUCUAACCAUGGCCAGCUUCGGCGAGAAAGCCAUCCUGGCGAAGAAGCUCAAGGGCCAGAGGCUGGUCAUCCCAGACAUGCGCCCCAUCUUCGCACAUUGGCCCCGGGGGCUCCACGAAAACUACCAAGUGGUUAAAGACGUCCUUGACAAGCAAUUCGCUGCGGAAGACAUGCCCGAGAAUGUCCGUACCGGGUUGAAAAAUCUGGAUCCUACGAUGGUUGCCGCAUCAUGGUGGCCGGGCGCGACGGCGGAUCGGUUCCGCGUCCUGGCGGACGUGAUCACCUGGUUCAUCAACUGGGACGACUUCAUCGAGGACCUCGCGGCCGACCCGGCUGCCGCCGAAGAGGCCCGCACCUCGACGAAGGCCGUCGUGCGCCAGGCGUUAGGCCUGGGACGCAAGGACGAGCCCGAGGUUCACACUGCCAAUCGCAUCAUAUCCAGCUUCCAGGAGGUCGCGGCCCAUAUCUGCGCCGCGUACGACCAGGAGCAACGAGAGACACUCCUCGAGCAUUUCGUCAAAUAUAUCGAUGCGACUCAGCUCGAGGCGGAGGCAGACCGAAGCGAGAGCCUCCCCACCUUGAAGCGAUACUGGGAGGUGAGGGUGUUGACGAGCGGCAUGGGCCCGAUGCUCGGCCUCACCGAGUACGCCGAGAGCGUCAAGCUGCCAUCUCGCGUGGUCCAUUCGGAGGCGUACAAGAGCCUGUGCGUGACGACGAUCGUGAUCAACUCGAUCGUCAACGACUUGGUGUCCUUCAAGAAGGAGAUGAAAGCCGGGAGCGUGCUCAGCUCCGUAGCGAUCCUCUACCAGCAGGUCAACAGCCUUGACGCGGCAGUCCAGAUGUCGCUGGCCCACCUCCGCCAGCUCCUCGACGACUUCGACCACACCGCCGAAAGCAUCCUGUCCAGCCCUACCCUCGACGCGGCCGACGUCGGUCCCGUCUCGAAGGCCAUCAAUUCCCUGAGGCUCAUGAACGCGGGGAAUGUCGAAUGGAGCUUGACUGUAAAGCGCUACGACGUGGCCCGGUUCAUCCAAAGCGAUGGGCGGAUCGAGCUGGUUCUGUGAUUUUCGCUCGAUUUAGGUACUAUCUAUGCCGUCGCGCUCGACACGUGGCGAUGCCUAUAUAAGCACGGAAGAUGACUGAUGGGCUCAAUUGUAAGAUUUGAGCCGGGAACACACACUCCUUAAGCGGCAGUCCGCGGCCAGCGCAGUUCAGUUGCUGCAAAUUCUGCUUGUACUUUCUCUAGCCGGUAUACGAAGCGCGCGAUAUACACGCAGAAUCAGAUAUAUCACUAGAAUAGAUGGGACUAUAGGUAAUAAUACGUCCAGUAUAG
This is a messenger RNA of Durotheca rogersii, 1380 nucleotides long. Its product is annotated as terpenoid synthase. The coding region runs from base 56 to 1111 and encodes 351 amino acids. NCBI's taxonomy places the organism in Eukaryota, Fungi, Ascomycota, Sordariomycetes, Xylariales, Xylariaceae. The transcript has 8 exons. The record is from RefSeq and is a predicted model, not a curated record.